Molecule: messenger RNA, 1116 nt
Organism: Euleptes europaea (tarantolino)
Lineage: Eukaryota; Metazoa; Chordata; Lepidosauria; Squamata; Sphaerodactylidae
Gene: LPAR5
Product: lysophosphatidic acid receptor 5
Exons: 1
Coding region: 1-1116 (371 amino acids)
Biological process (GO): G protein-coupled receptor signaling pathway; behavioral response to pain
Cellular component (GO): membrane
Molecular function (GO): G protein-coupled receptor activity
Source: RefSeq, a predicted model, not a curated record
AUGUCACCCGCCAACCAGUCUCUGGAACUGUGCAAGGACCGCAGCGCCAGCCACCAACUCCACCUGGUUGGAUACAGCCUGAUUUUCACCGCCGGCUUGCUUCUCAACGUCACGGCCCUCUGGAUCUUCCUGUACUACCUACGCAUCAAGUCGGUGGUGAGCAUCUACAUGCUGAACUUGGCUGUCAGCGACCUCCUCUUCACCGUGUCUUUGCCGUUCCGCAUCUACUAUUAUGCCGUGGGGGAAUGGCCCUUUGGGACCGUCCCUUGCCAGGUCUCUGGCUCUGUCUUCCAGAUCAACAUGUACGGCAGUUGCCUCUUCCUGAUGUGCAUCAACCUGGACCGCUUUGUGGCCAUCGUCUACCCACUCCGCUGGCGCCACCUCCGGCGCCCUAAGGUGGCACGGCUGCUCUGCCUGGUGGUGUGGGUGCUGAUCCUGAUGGGCUCGGUGCCCGUGGCCGGCGUCCACAAAACCACGUCGUGCCAGAAACCAAACCAGACCGUCACGCUGUGUUUCGAAAGCUUCAGCAACGACCUGUGGCAGAAAGGGCUCUUCCCCUUGGUCGUGCUGGCGGAGAUCCUCGGCUUCCUCCUGCCUCUCACCUCAGUGACCUACUGCUCGAUCCGAAUCUUCCGGAUCCUAUGCAUGCCCGGGCGGGACCGGAGCCUGCGCCAGCAGAAGACGAUCCGCCUGCUCGUGGUCAAUUUGGUCAUCUUCAUCAUCUGCUUCGUCCCCUAUAACAUCAUCCUGGCAGCCUACGGGAUGAUCAAGGCCCGCGUGUUCCUGACCGAGCAAACGACGAAGGAGUCUGUGCGCCAGGCCCUGGUCGUCACGGUGCUCUUGGCCAGUAUGAACUGUACCCUGGACCCCUUGGUCUAUUACUUCAAUACCGAAGGCUUCCGAAACACUUUAAAGAAACUGAGGAGAGGGCAGGCUUGGGACUCCGAGACGGGAACGCUUCAGACUCGGGUGACGCAAAGCAAACCGUACCAGGCGGACGCGAAAGCAGAAGCCAAACGAUUCCCGGUGCGGCCCUUGAUUCUCCCGCACAAGGAUGUGUCCUUUGCCGCUCCUAAGAUAUUUCUAAACAGCCCCAUCGAAGACUCUGAAAUAUAA